CUCUACCCUUUUUCCCUUUAUCUCCGCCUCUCUCUCCUCUCCCCUUUUCUCCUAUUCCCAUCCUCCAUAUAUCCCCGGCUGCUUCCUGCUUGAGCCUGCUACAAAUUCGCGAAAGAAAGUGUCGGGCCAUCCGUUGUAGCCGCGGCCAGACAGUGUUAUAAAAGCCUUGCGAGAUCUCCCAUUGAGGGCGUAAAUUCCGUUGUUGCUGAAGGAAUAAAGACAGCCCUUCCUAGGACCGAGAAGUAGUGAGGAAGAGAGAGAAAAAGGAAAAUAAACAAAGAAUAAAUGACGCAAUAAACAGCAAACUAACGAUAUCGUCUGGGAGAAGAAUCGGAUUAUUUUUAUUUUUUUCCAUUAUUGUUUUUCUUUCGUGGGAUUCUUCUCCGAUAUCUUUUAUACGGUCCUUGUAGGCACUUCCAUAUAGUCUGAGAAGGAAGCGAAUAUAAUCAUGAUACUUUCGAGGUUCUGCAAAAUGACUUUAAGAUAACAACGAGCUCAUCAUGAGACAGCUGAGAAAAGCGCCUUUGCAUCUUGGAUCAUGUUCAUUCUACUGUACAUGAUGUGUGUACUGGCAGUCUGCGGCGGCCAAGGACCCGAGGAGGAGGAGGACUUCACCACCUUCCCCCCCGCGAACGAGACAGACCUGCCGCUCGUCACGCCCACGAGAUUCACCGCUGCCAAGGACACGCAGGCGGCGCCGCUGCUGGAGGAGGAGCCCUACUUCGACGCCUCCAUGUCGGCCACGUACACGGGCUACCUGGGCAAGACGGCGACCCUCACCUGUAUCGUCCACGCCGCCAAGAACGAUAAGUCGGUGUCGUGGAUCCGCGGGCGCGACCUGCGGAUCCUGACGGUGGGCGGCUACACGUACACGACGGACCUGCGCUUCGAGGCCUUCCACCAGCCGCACAGCACGGAGUGGACGCUCAGGAUCAAGUCGGUACAGCUGCGCGACCAGGGCGGCUACGAGUGCCAGAUCGCCACCAAGCCCAUCAGGACGUACCACGUGUUCCUCAAAGUAGUGGAACCAACAGUAGAGGUCGUUGGAGCACCAGACAUCUACGUAAACACAGCUAGCAUGAUCAACCUCACUUGUGUGGUGCACCAUGCACCAUACCCUCCCGAGGAUAUCACUUGGUACCAUGGCAACCAGACCAUCAGCUACACGUCCCCGCGGGGCGGCGUGAGCGUGGUGGAGGAGCGCGGCGAGACCACCACCAGCAUCCUCCUCCUGCAGAACGCGAGGGCGUCCGACUCCGGCACCUUCACCUGCCAGCCGGAGGGAAUGGAGCCCUCCCAGGUCACGCUGCACGUCCUGGAUGGCGAACGCCAACGACAGCUGGUCAUCCAAACAAACUCCAGCUGCGUGGCCACCAGCAGGCUGUCCGCCCUCUUCGUGGCCGCUGUCAUGGUCACCAUUGUCGUCCUGUGAAGUGACACGAGACAGACAGACAGACAGACACUGUUGCCUUUCGUAGACCAGCGUUUGUACCUCGAAGAAUACCAGACUGUACCUCCGCUGGCGGUUACGUUCGGAGGAAGAUUCGUUCAGUGUGCUGUACAAAGUGUCUUGUAUCAGUAACCUCUAUUUUAUACAUGGCAUAGCUAGUGAAAGAUGUUGUAAACUGUAGUGGUUGUUUAAAGUUUAGCUAUGAAUAAUAAUUUUGAAGACAUUAUAUUUCGGAAAUAUAUUGUUUACAAACAAAAGUUACAAAAAAAGCCCAAUAAAUCUUAUUUUGGUAAGGUAUACAUAUGAAUUGGCGUGCGUAAUUCUGUGAAAAAUCGUGCAUUAUCAGCGGCUAAAGAAUAAAGCUUCAGUAUUCAUUGUAGGUCUUAAGGUUGGCCAAAAAAUAAAUAAAUAAAACAUAAAUAAAUAAAUGAAUAAAUACACAAUUAAAAAAAUAAAUAAAUACAUAAAUAAUAAAUAAAAUAAAAUAAAAAAUAAAAUGAAAAGAACAUUAUUUCUACAAUGUUACUCGGUCUCAAACAAAAGAAAUAUGGGUUAAAUAUGUUUACGAAUUAACAGUGUUAAAAAAAAACAGAUGUACAUGAGUGUACAGUGUACAGAAUCGUGAAAGGUAGGCUUAAUUUUAUAAGUAAAAUAGAUAUUGUACUUUCCAUAAAUGCCUCACAGAUGUGGAGACUGCCGUGUGCUGAUAUAUAUAUGCUAGUGUCAUGUUACCUUAUUUUUUCAAGUAAAACAUCAUCAUGACAUAUGCAAGCCCAUUAAAAUACAAAUUUGAAAUGUCCACUUAAAUAAUUAGAAAGCAUGAGUACUAAUGAAAGAUUCACCUUUUGUUUAAUCAAAAACUGUUUACCAAAUUUUCACGAGAAAGAAAUAUCACUUGCAUGUCUGUGCCGGCCGUAAGGAUUUUACAAAUUCCAUAAAAACCCUCUUCCGCUCCGUUUCACAAGGAAAUGCACAAUACUUACCAAGAGCAAACGUUGUCCUGUAGUUACACACUCUGAAGGUUUAAUGUCAGAACUGUCAAAACUUUGUUUCUAACACAUGAGGAUAUAUUUCCAAACUUUAUUUUGGCAGACACUGCGCCUGCCAUUGGCUCUUGGUUCACUCUCUCCCGUUCUCGACGGAUUUCUCGAAAAACCUGUCCACUCUACAGAACGUAUUGUACCUUCCGAAAGGCCGAUUGCCAACUCAUUUCGGGCUCAUUCCAGACUCCAAAAUGAGGCUGGGGCUUGACUAAGUGAUUCGGGGGAAACUUGGGGCAUUUCUGGUUACUUCGGACGGAGGAAAAAUACUCCGGAGUUGUUGCUAAUUUAAAGUUAAUUUCGAGGUAACUUUGUGUAAAUCUUAUCCAACUCUAAUCUUAAUUUUCCCAAUGGAUGAUCACGUGGCAAAUAGCAAAUGGACAUUUGACGCGAAGGAGAAUGCCAAAGCGAAACAAAAAAGAGUGAGAAAAAAUUAUCAGUAAAAGCAAGUCCUUGAACAUUUUCUUGACAAAAAAAAAAAAAAAAAAAAAAAAAAAAAAAAAAAAAAAAAAAAAAGAUUAGUAUCCUGUUCAUCCUUUCUGACUAAAUUCUAAAAACCUUUUCAUCAAGCGACAUUGGAACGAUAUAUCGACCACAUCUAACUGCUCUUUCUGUACAAAAUUAUUCAAGUAAAAAUGAUCUUUGGCCAACGUGCAUACGUCUAUGAAAUGUAGAUAUGUAUAUAUUUGUAUAACAA
This is a messenger RNA of Penaeus chinensis, 3187 nucleotides long. RefSeq names its product zwei Ig domain protein zig-8-like. The record is from RefSeq and is a predicted model, not a curated record. Lineage: Eukaryota; Metazoa; Arthropoda; Malacostraca; Decapoda; Penaeidae. The transcript is spliced from 6 exons. Bases 539 to 1432 code for a protein of 297 amino acids. Gene Ontology annotation, cellular component: neuron projection membrane. Gene Ontology annotation, biological process: synapse organization.